Dovyalis caffra is the source of this 627-nucleotide messenger RNA. Lineage: Eukaryota; Viridiplantae; Streptophyta; Magnoliopsida; Malpighiales; Salicaceae. The record is from the annotation of a GenBank genome assembly.
AUGAAGUGGGAGAGAUUCUUAUCGAUCCCAGUUUGUAGUGCGUUUUUGUUGAUGGGUUUUGUUUAUUACAUAACGGUUUUCGUAUGUAUUGAAGAUUUGGUUGGGUUACGGAGCUCAGCUGGGACUUUGAAUGCUACGAUCUUUACUUUUCUGGCUUCUUCGUGUCUCUUCACCUUUCUUGUCUGUGUUUUAACCGACCCUGGUUAUGUUCCUUCCCCUUAUGUUCCUGAUGUUGAAGGAGAUGCUGUCCCGCCACAUCAAAAACCACUUAAUAACGUCAUGAUAAUCAACCAUGCUUUUCAAAAGAACUGGAAUUUCGGUGGAAGAAUUCCUAUGAAGGUUGUUUCUGCUGUUUCUGGAGCAAUGAUGUUUGGCUUGAGCAUAACAUUUGGAACUCUUUUGGGUUGGCAUAUUUACCUGAUGUCUCGCAAUAUGACAACCAUAGAAAAUUAUGAAGGAAUACGAGCGGCAUGGUUGGCCAGGAAAUCUGGACAGAGUUAUCGACAUCCAUUCAACCUUGGUGUUUAUGAAAAUAUCACAUCGAACCAUUCAGACGUUGAAAAACUCUGUGAUGGAGAUAAAGUAUUAAUUGACGAGGAAGACAACAUUAUGAGAGCUAGGAGGUAG